AUGGCGACCCUGCACCGCACAGACUCGGCGCUCACGGGCCUGGACGAAGACGUGCUGUGGGACAUGAUGGAGAGCCACCGGCACAGGAUCGUGAGCCGCGUCUGCCCCAGCCGCCUCACGCCCUACCUGCGCCAGGCCAAGGUGCUGGACCAGCUGGACGAGGAGGAGGUGCUCCACAGCCCCCGGUUCACCAACACGGCCAUGAGAGUCGGACACCUGCUGGACUUGCUGCAGGCGCGGGGGAAGAACGGCGCCGUUGCCUUCCUGGAGAGCCUCAAGUUCCACAACCCGGACCUGUACACGCUGCUCACGGGGCUGCAGCCCGCAGGGGACUUCAGCAGCUUCAGUGCCCAGCCGGCCCAGCCCGGGAGAGGUUAUAAGAAGUUGGUCCAGGACCUGGAGGCCAAAGUGGCUACCUCAGGAGAUUCCUUCUACAUCCGGGUCAACCUGGCCCUGGAGGCGCAGGCAGUGGGGGAGCUGCAGGUCCAGUGCAAUGACAUCCUGCACGUCACCGACACCAUGUUCCGGGGCCGUGACUGCUGGCACGCCUGCCGCGUGGGCCCCUAUGGCACAAAGGGCACCGAGCGCGGCACUGUCCCCAACUACGCAGGGGCUCAGCAGCGGCUCAUCGCCCUGAUCCAGGACAUGGCUCAGCAGAGUCCCGGCGCCCGCAAGCCGCCUUCCGGGGGACCCCAGAAGCUGGUCCGCAUCGUCAGCGUGGACAGAACCACGGCCAGCCCUCUGCGCUCAUCCUUGGAGGGGGCCCUGUCGGAGCGCAGCAGGCCGGAAGAGCCUGCCAGCUCCACCGCGUGCUUCUGGGCCGAGAGCUGCUUCACCCUGGUGCCCUACAGCCUGGUGCACCCCUGCAGGCCCGGCCGGCCCCGGCCCGUGCUCUUCGUGCCCAGGGUGGUCGGCAGGAUCCUGAGCGAGAGGCUGCACCUCCUCCAGGGGUUCGAGAAGUGCGCCGCAGAGUACUUGAGCCAGGAGGAGUAUGAAGCCUCCAGCCGGAGGGGGGACAUCAUUCAGGAGAAGGAGGGGUCUGGUGGCCGCUACUGGGUGACCUGCCGGGCCAUCGAGUGCCUCAUGGAAAAGAACACCCACGCCCUCCUGGACAUCCGGCUGGACCGCGUCUGUGCCCUGCAUGGGAUGGACAUCUUCCCCAUUGUGAUCCACAUCCCCGUCCACGAGAAGGCAGCAAGGAAGCUCAAGAAGGCCCUGCAGCGGCUCAGCACCUCGGAGGAGCAGCUCCUGGAGGCCGGCCGGCAGGAGGAGGGCACGCUGGACAGAGUGCCCUGUCUGUGCAGCAGCCUGGCCCCCGACGGCUGGAGCGACCUGGAGACCCUGCUGGGCUGUGUCCGCUCGGCCAUCACAGAUGAGCAGAAGAAGGUUGUGUGGACGGAGCAGAGCCCCCGCUGACACCCCCAGAGGCCCCUCCAGCCCCCACGGGGGUCCCUGACGCCGCAGUCCUGUGCCUCACACACGACCUUGGGGGUGUUCACUAGACAGGCCCGGUUCUCCGGGCACCUGCUCCCCUCUCCCUCUGGGGUCCACCCUUGAACCCACACUCUGUGUCGAUGGGAAAGGACACAAUGGGCAUUCGGACCGUCUCCUCCUCCUGCAUGGCUCCGUGCGGUCUGAGCCGGAGGCCCCGAGAGCACUCCGCGGGGGGCAGCCCCUGAGCGCUCCCAUCGCUGGAGGUCCCACAUGCCCAGAAAGCGGUCGGACCCAAAUCAAAGGGCUGGUUCCAAAGCCCUGGUGGCAGCAGCCCGGGAGCCCUGAGGACCCCUGCGGUGGCUCCCUCCUUGCCCUCCUGGAGUCAGCCUGCCUUCCUCAGCUCCUGACGGCUGGCACGUGCUUCAGGGACUCUAGCGAAGAGAGACGUGUGCGUGUCCCGGGAAGCCUGGUUGUUUCCCAGUGAUGGAAGCAGUAUUUUCAGUGGUGCCUGGCGGCUUUGGGGGCCCCACGGCGGGGUCCUGGGGGAGCCUCCCACAGACACAUCGCUCCCCCUCAGCCUGGGAACUGGGCGCCCCCGUAGCUCCUCGCCCAGAGUAAAACACCUUCACUCCACCUCCAGAGGGCGUGGCUUGGGCAAGGACCCCCGGGGUCCCCUCACCCCCGGCUUUGCCUCACAGCGUCACAGACUGACGGAUUUUUGGCAGCCACGGCCCUGAGUCGGAGCGCCUUAGGCAGCUGCUCUAGAAAGCAGGGCUCCAAGAUCACAGACGAGGUCAGCGUGUGAACUUCUGUAUAUUUUAUUGAAAUAAAGCUUUUGCAGUGCCCUGGA
This is a messenger RNA of Suricata suricatta (meerkat), 2284 nucleotides long. RefSeq names its product caspase recruitment domain family member 14 (gene CARD14). The record is from RefSeq and is a predicted model, not a curated record. The coding region runs from base 1 to 1416 and encodes 471 amino acids. Gene Ontology annotation, biological process: regulation of apoptotic process. The transcript has 10 exons. NCBI's taxonomy places the organism in Eukaryota, Metazoa, Chordata, Mammalia, Carnivora, Herpestidae.